AGGAGAACGUCGCUCAGCAUCCAGCGCUCUUCCCGCCUUGUUAAUAAUAUUAUUAGCAUACGUAGGACAACAGCGCGAUCCAACAAAGCGGACGACGCCGUGCAGUGAGUGACAAUAUUCCAAUCUUACUACUACUACUACUACUACUAAUACUACCACUACUACAACUACUACUACGAAGUCAACGACAAAACUCCAAAAAUGCAGAAGUGCUGUUUCUGUUGCAACCUUCGCCAAGGAACGAUUACCAGUACGAUAUAUUCUCUGAUUUUGUCGGGCAUCGUACUCGCCUAUAUGGCAUAUGUGAUCUAUUUGGUCGAAAUAGCCAAACAAACGGUUAACCAGGCCUAUCGAGACCUGCAAGGUUUUGGAGAUGGAGGAAUGGACACUUCAAUGCUUGUGACACUGCCUGCCAUUCCAUUGUACGCCUUCACCGGCUUAUAUGGACUGUGGUUUAUCUUCAGUAUAAUCGCCAUGGUGGGAGUGUGCACCAAAGUACGUGGGAUGCUCUUACCAUGGGUAAUAGUCACGGCAAUCAUCAGUGCGAUUGAAGUUGCUUGGAUCGUCUUAACUUUUCUGAAAGUUGGCUUUGUUUUGGUGUUCUUCAUCAUUCUUGGAAUUAUGGCCAUUUUCUUGGCACUAAACAUCUACGCAAUGGUCGGUGUCUGCUUCUACUUCCGAGAGCUGGGAGUUUCUGAAGAACAGGCUGGUGGGCAGCAAUUCAUUCCACUGGAGCACUCGGCUGGUCAGCCCCAAGGGAUGUACUACCCCCAGCAGGCUUCCGCUCCCCCAGACUACAAGGAGAAAGACCAGCCCCCUAACUACUAACAUCCGGGUAGUUAAGAUGGAUAUCACAUGACGUUACGUCUGGUUAAGUUGUCGUACGUAAUAAGCCUACUGAUUGAAGCAGAUUGAGUCUUCGGUUAAUUUUUACACUUACUUCACACACAAAUCACGAGUAAUAGUUUAUAAACUGUGGAAAGUGAAUACAAGUUAUUGGUAAUUUUCAGCCAGAACUUUUUCCCCCAAAGAACAUGUAUAAGUCAGUCAUUUUCAUUGUAAAACAAUCAUCUGCCGUUUGUGUGGGCGCCCGGUAGCAUUCGGUCAACUUCGAUACAACACCAUAUGAGGAGUGAACUAAGGUAGUACUUAUCCCUAAGCAGUGACGUCAGUGAUCUCUUUCUGAUUGGGAGAUUUCUACAUGAUCUUCAAUUUGAUGUGAAUUCGCUUUGGUGUGUAUACAGUUGUAGGUACACAAGGACGUAUGGUACUUAUCGUAAAAGGGCAAUGUUUGCUUGGUUGUUGGUUUAUAUGUUUUUGGAGUGGCCAUUUUAGUGGAUUUGAGAAACUUUUAAGGUGUAGUAGGCGACAUUUAUGUCAGACAUACAGCUAGUUUUUUUAUUGAUGGGUAACGUAGAUAUAGGUUGUUUAAACGAUUUAAGAAGUUCUUUAUAAAAAGUACAUGUAUAUAUGUGCACACGGCAGUUUGGGUGACAGACCGACUGAAAGUUAACAGUGUUCUGAAAAUGAAAAAUGAAAAAAUUAACCUUACCUUUAUGAGCAAGCGUAGUCAGAAUUCAUUAGACUGUAAGAUGACCCAUCUAUGAUUGUUUUUACUUGUAAGAUCUAAAUAUGUACCUGAAAUCUCAUUCAUCGUUAUUUGCCUAUCUUGUCACAUAGAUUGUUAACUGCAGACGAUAAUCUUCUGUGUAAAGAUUUUUUAUGGUGCUUCAACUUUCCAAAUAGCAGCUGCAUUUACUUAAUUUUAUUUAAUGUAUAUUUUAGAAACUACCUUAAUCAUUUCCCAAACUCAAACAGACCAUUACAACGAACCUUUUGAGUUAGGUGAAAGUUUUAUACAAGCAUAUUUUUUUGUUUUUGGAUUAGUCUUAUGUAUGAGUGUUUGGCCGUACAGUGAUUUGGAUUUCCUGUAUAACGCAUUUUAAGGAAGCGUUUUUUAGGGAACAACCCAUAUCUGAUCAAUUUUUGGAUGAUAUAUUCUUGGAUAUACUUUUUGUAUGAUAUAGGGACUAAAAUUUUCUUAUUUUCAGGUUUUUCUGUUUAUUUUCUUUCAAUACAAGAAUGAUGCUGGCAAACACGGCAAUUUAGUACGUACAAGUGAUUUUUGGUCAGGAACAUGGUUUUUACAUAUAUUAGCCCGUUCAUUUCCAAAACAAGGACAGAAUACUUAUGAUAGACUUACUUAACAUCAGUGACGUGAUUCUACAGGUACGUGAAAGUCUUAAACCUAAGAUCUCACAAGAUUUAUACCCGACAGUACCCGUGUUAAACCAGAAUCAGAUUUAAUCCCAAAUAUGUGUCUUCAUUGAAAUAACGUUUUUUAGACAAUACCUAGACUAAAGGACCCUUUGUCACCAAUAAACUCUGACCAAAUCUUAUAUUUCAUUCAUCAAAUGGGGACCACGUAUUGCUUAACUUUUGAGUAGAAAUUUAUGGAAUUGGUAUAGUAUUCUUGUCUGCAGUGAUUUGUAGGAUUUAUCAAAGUUUACCCAUUAUUACUCUUUCAUAAAUCAAAACUUCCAUAUUUUCUUAAUGUUUUUUUUUUCAAUAUUUGUAUAAUCGGGAUCUUAUAUAGGUAUUUUGAAAUAUUUGUAAGUUUGCUGUUUGAGUGGUACAUGUAAAACAAAUGUAACAUUGUGCAGAAAAUUUCCCUGGCAGCAUACACUCUAAUUCUCUUUAUUACUUGAAGCGAGAUAUUUUUCAUAAACUGAAAUAUCCAUUGGUAUCGACUACUAGUACAUUGUAUAUUAGUAGGAAAUUUUGCUCUAAUCGACUUUAAAGAUUAUUACUCACUUACGAAGUACAUUUGUGCGCACAUGGUAGGAAACUUAGUCAUUUAUUAUUAGUAUGUUUUGAUCAGAAGUGUACACUCUCUACCAGGAUCACAGAUCAAUUUUUGCACUACAUAUAUACAGAUGUCUUAGGUGAGAAAAGUGCACAUUAUUAAUAUGCGGCCUUGGGAGAGGGUAAGCAGAUGCACACAUGUAUGUUUGCCGUUAGAACUCAUUCGGUACUGUCGUUAUUUCUCACGCGACAUUUGAUGCGAGUGCCCUUUUAGUAAUUCAAGUACAAAACGUUUGGCUAACUAAUGUUUGUGGUCACGAUAUCCAUCUAAAUACUUUAUAAAAUCCGUACAACCGAAUGUCAUUAUUUUUUGUGGCAUUUUCACUAUGCGAACGAAAGAGUAUUGAAACCAGGUCAGUCCGUAGCUUUAUAUGAUCUGUUCAAACAUUAUACCAUUUGAAAUUUUAAGACUAUAUAAAUUUCCCUGGAUUUUACAUUUGUAUGUACAAUUUCGCCGAUUUGUAAUAAAGUAUGUUGUAUAAAUGUGAA
This is a messenger RNA of Lingula anatina, 3354 nucleotides long. RefSeq lists its product as uncharacterized. NCBI's taxonomy places the organism in Eukaryota, Metazoa, Brachiopoda, Lingulata, Lingulida, Lingulidae. The record is from RefSeq and is a predicted model, not a curated record.